AUGGCAAAUAAAACUUUUGAUACAGUUAAAAUUCAAUUUGAAAAAUUUCUUUUUUCAAUUGGUAGUAUUUUAACAUGCGAAAAAGAAGUUAAUAUUAUACAAAAUAAACUUCGACGUCAUUUUAAUACAGCAGCAUCAGAUUAUUUAUGUUCAAAUGAAUUUCAAUCAUCACUUAAACAUAUUCAAAAUAUAUUUGUUGAACAGAAUACAUCAGCAAAAUAUUUUACUUUAUUAGCUUCAUUUGAUGAACAACUUAAAAAACAUUCAAUUAAGUUAUCCAAACCAAAUCUAUCAUCAAAUGAAGUUUCAACUAUUUCAUCUAUCACAACUACAACAGUCAAAUUCAAUUUAACAAAUGAGAAUACCGAACAAAUACUUCUAUCAAAAUCUACAGAAUCUACAAUUGAAUUUAUACCAACUAUAACAGUAAUACAGGAAGUAAUUGAAUAUCUUCUUGAUCAAUGUUGCAAUAUUGUAUCCGAAUUAAAUGUAUCAAAAUCUCCUCAUACUGAUAAAGUCAAAUUAGUAAAUACCGAUUCUAAUCAUGGAUUUAAACAUCAACGAAAAAUAAUAAAAUUAGAACGACGAUUAAGUCGUUUAUCAAGAGUAAUACGUGAAUUAGAAGAAAAAGAUAUGUCACUUGAUGAAAUGGUUCAUUGUGAUUUAUAUGUCGUAGAGUCAAAUUUAAAAAAACAAGCAUGUGAAAUGCAUAGUAAACUUGCUAAAUUAAAAAGUCAAUCAAUGUCAAUUGAAAGAAUUAUUCAUCAACCAAUUAUUCUCAAAGCAUCUGAAAUUGGUCAUCCAUUAGUGAAUGAAGAUCUACAAAAUAUGGUUAAUCAAUCCAAACAUUUUCCAUCAUUUAAUGAUGUUCUCGAAACAGUAGAAAAAGCAAAUGAGAAAUAUAAACUUAAUAUAAAUGAUGAAUCCCGAAAAAAAUUUGCUGAAAAAUCUUUUAAAAUAAUUGGUAAAGAAAUAAAAAAUCGACGAAUGGCUGAUUUUCAUGAUAUUAUGUAUAGUCGUCUUCCAGUAGAUUUUAAUAUUGAACAAAAUGAUCCAGCAUUGAAUAGUGUUGAAAUUGAAAAAGUUCUUUUAGAGAAUGAACGUGAAGCUAAUAUUAAAACAGAAAAAAUUUUUGAAGAAUUUUCUCAAAUUGAACCAGAUCCAGAAAAUGAAAUUAGUAUUGAAUUAACCGACGAAGAAGCAUCAGAAAAUGAAAGUGAUGAACAACCAGAAGUUGAAAUAGCUGUAGAUCUACAAGAAAUGAAAUCAGAUACCAUUGAGAUAAUUCAACCAGCUUCACCAGACUCGCCAAUUUCUAUUAUACCAGAAUCAAAUCCUAUUGAAUCAGCUGCUGAAAUAUCAUUAAAUGAUCGUACAUUUACAAUUUUAUCAACAGCUUCAUUGCCUAUGAGACGAUCAAGACAUGACAUUCAAUCAUCACCAUCAUCAUCGUCAGUUAUUUCAAAAGAAAGUGAAGUACAAACAUUAACACCACGUCGUAGACAAAACUUAACAGAUAAUGAAAUUAUUUAUCGAUUAUAUAAAGAUAGACUAACAAACAAUGGAUCAGAUGAUGUCGUUAGAAAGAGAGUAUUGACAAAGAAUACAGACUAUUCAAAUGUAAAAAAACAAAAACAGCAAGUUCCAGAAUUAAUUAUUUUGGAUUAA
This is a messenger RNA of Adineta steineri, 1668 nucleotides long. The record is from the annotation of a GenBank genome assembly. Lineage: Eukaryota; Metazoa; Rotifera; Eurotatoria; Adinetida; Adinetidae.